CCUGAGUUGGCCUCGGAGGUUGUCCGCUGCUCGGCGCUUCCACAUAACUCUUUAAUGUCCCAAUCCGGCGUGAGGAGCUCACCUGACGCCUGAUGCUGACGAUAAACGGCCGCCGCGACGGUUCGGCGUGUGGAGCCUACCCACGGUUACUGUAAGGAGCCCCGGAUCUGCGAACGCCGGAGCGGUUUUCACGGGAGAGAAGUGGCUCAGUCAGACCGUGACUGAGGGAGCAGUGUAGCGACAGUCGUCUACCUCCGGUCCUCAGUGCCUCUCUGCAUGACCUCAGACAGCAGACAGACCCGCCGAGGGGAACCAGCCCCUUCCUCGUCCCGGACCCUUUUCCUCUCCAGGCCCAACGGUAACGCUCGGUCGCCACAGCCUUCUCCUCUCAGCUUUCAGCUCAUCUCCAGCAGAAGGAGCAGCGGUUAUUUCCUCACAUAGGAGCUGAACACCUCCACUUGGGCCAGUGGAGGUGUUGAAGAGUUCUCACCCCUCCCUCCCCCCCAUUCAUCCUCUCGAAUCUUUGAGAAUAUUAUUUUUUUUUCUCCUGGUUGGCUUGAGUCCGGUUCUGCCGGCCGUGUGACUUUUCAAAACUGGGGCGUGAUUCAUGGGAUGCAACCAUGUCGGAUCUCAGUGAGCGCAGGCCGGUCAACACGGACUACGCUGUCUCCCUGCUGGAGCAGCUCAAGUUCUUUUACGAACAGAAAUUACUGACUGACGUUGUGCUGCUGGUGGAGGACACAGAGUUCCCAUGUCACAAGAUGGUCCUGGCCACGUGUAGCUCCUAUUUCAGGGCGAUGUUCAUGAGCGGCCUCAGCGAGAGCAAACAGACCCACGUCCACCUGAGGAACGUGGAUCCGGCCACGCUGCAGAUCAUCAUCACCUACGCCUACACGGGCAACCUGGCCAUCAGCGACAGCACGGUGGAGCCGCUCUACGAGACUGCCUGCUUCCUACAGGUGGAAGACGUCUUGCUGCAGUGCAGAGACUAUCUGGUGAAGAAGAUAAACGCUGAGAACUGUGUCCGCAUGCUGAGCAUCGGCGACCUGUUCAGCUGCAGCGAGCUAAAGCAGAGCGCCAAGCGGAUGGUGGAGCACAAGUUCCCGAUGGUGUACCGACAGGAGGCCUUCCUGCAGCUCUCCCACGAGCUGCUCAUCGACAUCCUGAGCAGCGACAACCUCAACGUGGAGAAGGAGGAGACGGUGCGCGAGGCGGCCAUGCUGUGGUUGGAGUACAACAUGGAGGCGCGGUCGCAGCACCUGUCCUCGGUGCUCAGUCAGAUCCGCAUCGACGCGCUGUCGGAGGUCACGCAGCGAGCCUGGUUUCAGGGUCUGCCGCCCAACGAUAAGUCCGUGGUGGUUCAGGGCCUCUACAAGUCGAUGCCCAAGUUCUUCAAGCCUCGGUUAGGCAUGACCAAGGAGGAGAUGCUCAUCUUCAUGGAGGCCAUGUCAGAAACGCAGGGCGAGGUGUACGUGUUGUCCACGUCGGUGCCUACUACGGUGGUGUGUUACAGCCCGCAGGCGGAGAAAGUCUACAAGCUCUGCAACCCCCCAGGAGACCUGCAGAAGGUGGGAACCCUCGUCACUCCAGACAAUGACGUGUUCAUCGCUGGCGGACAGAUUCUCCUCAAAAACUCUAUCACCAACCACGGCAAGAGCGGCAAGUUCCAGGCCAUGUUCCGCUCGGUCGACAGCUUCUUCUGGUUUGACGCCCAGCAGAACUCCUGGGUGCCCAAAACCCCGAUGCUGUGUGCCCGAAUCAAGCCCUCGCUGGUCUGCUGCGAAGGUUACAUCUAUGCAAUCGGCGGCGAUAACGUUGGAGGGGAGCUGAACAAGCGGACGGUGGAGCGCUACGACUGCGAGAAGGACGAGUGGAGCAUGAUGAGCCCACUGCCCUUCGCCUGGAACUGGAGCACCUCGGUGGUGGCGCACGACUGCAUCUAUGUCAUGACCCACGACCUGAUGUACUGCUACUUCCCCCGAGCCGACACCUGGGUGGAGAUGGCCAUGCGCAAGACCAGCCGCUGCUUCGCGUCCGCCGCCGCCUUCGGGGACCUCAUCUUCUACAUCGGCGGCCUCCACGUGGUCAGCAACUCCGGCAUCCGGCUGCCGACCAGCACCAUCGACGGCUCCUCCGUCACCGUGGAGAUCUACGACGUCAACAAGAACGAGUGGCGCCUGGCCGCCAACAUCCCGGCCAAGCGCUACUCGGACCCGUGCGUCCGGGCCGUGGUGCUGCUCAACUCGCUCUGCAUUUUCAUGCGUGAGACCCACAUGAACGAGCGCGCCAAGUACGCCAUCUACCAGUACGACGUAGAGCUGGACCGCUGGCACCUGCGGCAGCCGGUGUCCGAGCGCGUCCUCUGGGACCUGGGGAAGGACUUCCGGUGUGCGGUGGGGAAGCUGUACCCGUCCUGCCUCGAGGAAUCCCCCUGGAAACCCCCAACCUACCUCUUCUCCCCUGACGGAGCCGAGGAGUUCGAGGUGGACGGUGAGCUGGUGACCCUCCCUCACGUAUAGCUCUUAAGCUCCCCUCUCCCGCCUCACCUCGCCGACUGAACCAAUACCGAGGGACGAACACGAAGGGGGAGGGGAUCUAUUAGAAAUAAAAGGGUUUGACGUUAUCUGUGUCGCAGAGGGAUCUCUGGACUUUGGAGGCUGUUACCGACCAAACGGUUCGGCCGGCAAAACAAGCUUGGAGCGAAAAGAUGUCCCUCAAAAAUACUAGUAAUCUGAAAAUUUCUGUUUUUUUCCUUCUUAUUUUGUCAGUUGUGACAUCUGUUAGGUAUUAUUACGUCUGUCAUACUGUUUCUACAAUGUGAUAAUCUAAACGUCAACUGAUUUUGUGAUGAUGAGGAUGAUGAUGCACUUAACUGAUAAACCUUCUCGUUAAUGACAAUGGCAACUGUACCAAAAUCCACCAGCCCCCUUCUUUCAGAUUGUGGCUUCCCUCUCUUCCCCCUCUCCUCCUCCUCUUCUUCUCUUUUCUCAUUACUGGUAAAGGAACACUCCGCCGAAAGCCAAAGCUCAGUGCAUCAAACGCUCGCUUUGUGGAGGUUUUAGCUCGUAGAAAUUCCACUUCCAUAUCCCGAACAUUCAUCAUUUUGCUGAUAAAUGAAUUUUAAGCUCACAAUUUUGCGUCAAACUACGAACUCAAAGGUGAAUAAUCAACCUUGAAGUUCAAAUGUUGGCUUCAUAUGAUCUAAUUUAUCCACAAAAUACUGUCAAACGAGCUUCAGUGUGACGAGUUUUGUGGUUAACGAAUUGUUCUUACAGUCAUACAGAAUAAAAACUGCAAAAAUAUUUAGUUUAAAAUCAUAGAAAACUAAUAAAACUGCACAUUUUCACAUUUGAGAACCAGAACAUUCAUCGUGUUGCUGAUAAAUUGUUGAAUAUGCUGGUUUGUGGCCAUGACUGAAACUAGUUUGAGAAAACCAAGUAGGUGGACCUUAAGUGAAAGAUUUUGUGUCAAACUGCUAAUUUGUGGAUGAAUAGUCAACCUUUUUUUCGGUUUUCAAAAUAAUAUCAGUCUAAUUUAUCCACUGAAAGCUACAAAAUGCAGUUAAAACAUUGAAUCUUUGUCAAACUGGUUACAGCAUAACAAAUUUUGUGGUUAAUUCAUUAAUCUAAUAGCCUUUGUAAAGGAAAAAGUGCAAAAAUAUUAAGUUUACUAUGAUAUUAAACUAAGAAAAUCUUCACAUUAGAGAAUCAGAAACCAGAAAAGGUUCAUUAUCUGGCUAAUAAAUUGUUAAAUCUACUGGUCUUGGACAGUAAUCAACCGCUAAGAUCAGUUUUUCACAUGAUAUUAGUCCAAUUCAUCUGAAUUUAAUCGAUUAUUCUCACAGUAUCUGAAAAGAAAAACAUCCAGAAUUCCCAAAACAUUUAAUUUGCUUCGCUAUUAACCUGAGAAAAGCGGCAAAUCGUCAUAUUUGACAAGCUGAGACCAGAGAACGUUUGACCUUUUUCAUUUCAGAAAUUAUGACCCUCAGUUUUCAAAAUCGUGUCUCGUAAAACGCCUCAAAUUCUCUGCUGUCAGCUCAUUAAAAUGUAACAAUUUGCUGCUUUUUUGUUUUGAUAAACUGCAUUUAUCAACCGCAACAAACAGUAUGUUAGAGCUCUUGUGAUUGGUGUUUAAUUGAGCCAAUCAGGGUUGCCAGGGUGACGAAACCAGCACCAAACCCAGCACUGAAAUAUCCAACCAGCAACCAACCAGCAGACCGAUUACCAACCAGUGACUCUUCUAAAGCAGCUCAGUUCUGAUCCGGCAACCCUGAAACCAAUCACUAUCUAAAUAAAAACAAAAACGUUGGGUUUCGAAUACGCAUUUUUGAAUUUUACCGUUAGAAAAGGUUCCCCAGUUUCACAAAUUAGUUUCUACGCUCAUUUGUGGUUUUUGAAUUUCUCAAAAAAAGGGAUUUAUGGUGCUUGAGAGGUGGAAAAUCCUAAUUUCGCUUGACAUUACUGUAGAAACAUGACUAGAAAUAACUGGACAUGGAAGAUAUUUAGAUUUGUUGUCGCUGAUUGUCGCCACAAACUUCCUAAAAUGAGUUUUAGAAAACAUUUGUGCAGGUUUUGACCUUGACUUCAGAAUUUUCAGUCAAUCUUUAAGUUGAGUUGUUGAUGUGAUAUCAGUCGACUUCUUCAGCUUCGACCAAACGUUCAACCUUUAAAAUGAAUUUUCUGUUUAAAUGGCCGCAGUGCAACAAGUAUUCUGAUUAUUCCUCUAGGCCCUGCAAAGAAAAAAAGACUGACGUUGCAAAGAGUAGUCUGUUUUUUAAUGAUAUUAAACCGAGAAAAGCAGCAAAUCUUGAUGUUUGAGGAGCUGAAACCAGAAAACCCAAUUUUCAGAUCUGCACCUGGACUAAUAGGGCCACACGUCUAGGCAUAAUUAGAUCAUUAGAAUGUUUUCCGUAAAUGUGAUGUCUGUCGACUUUAUCCACCUCAAAAAUGGAGAAACUGCAAAAAUAGUCAGUUUGAAGUGGUAUAAAAUGGACAAUUUUUCAUGUUUGAGAAGUUGGAAAUGUCUUUAUCCACUGAAAUCCACAAAAUCCGCUUGAAAUAUUGAUUUUUUUUGUCAAACUGGCUGCAGUGUAACAAGUUUUCCAGUUAAUUAAUUCUUAAAAAAAGGAAAAACUGUCUAAAACUGCAAGAACAGUCAGUUUACAGUGACAUAAAAUGGAGAAAUGUGUAUCUUUAUUUGUUGAAAUCCACAAAAUGUGGUUUAAACUCAGACUAGUUCAGCUUUGUAGAGCUCAAAUGACGUCUUUAUUUUAUUUUUUUUGCUUGUCUGGAACCUAAAGAUAUCGCUGUUCUCCACUAAGGAGUUUUGGGUUUCUAGCGGAGUGUUCCUUUAAAGCGGUUCUCUAAAGGCCCUGCAGACGGGGGGAACGGGGGGUUUCUGGAGGGUCGACGGGUGGAAUCGGAGGCGGUUUUAAAACGAGGGCGACUGCAGGUCCAGCCGCCGCCGCCGCUCUCCGUCCUCCGUCUCGCCGCCGCCUGUUUCCACGUCUGUUUGCACACAGGUCUUCCACACAGCCAGCAGGUCAACCUCACUCUAGACGCCACACUUUUCUUUUCCACGAAGAGGCAAAAACGCUCACGACGACUCGCAGUACAAAUUUUCAGGCUCAUGCGUUUUUUUCUUUUUUUUCCAAGCUGCUGAAAUAUAUAUAAUAAAAUAUAUAUUUUUCAUAUGUUUAAAAGUUCUAGUGGGGAAAAUAACCAGGUCUAUUUUGUAUUAGUGUCUUUUUUUAAUUUAAUAUCAGACAUUACUGUAGUGUGAUUGUGGGUAGAAGAUCCAUUUUUUCCUAUCGGAUUUAGUUUUCUGUUUUUCCUUCCGAGUGAAUAUUGAGGAAUCUUGCUGCUGAUUGGUUGUGAGAGGAGAGGGGGCGGGGCCAGGGCUGUUGAAAAUCGUCCCGGCAACCACUAGCAGUAGUGGAGGGGGGGCGGGAGGGGAUGGGAGGGGCUUCCUCCUACCUUUAAAAACAUGAGCACAGGUGCUUCAUGACAAACCUUACUAGCAUGUUUGGCUGCAUCAUAUUCCUUUGGCACUGUAUUUUGAAUGAACGUUAAUUUAUUAAAAACAUACCAAAAACGUUCCUGAAA
Molecule: messenger RNA, 6104 nt
Organism: Acanthochromis polyacanthus (spiny chromis)
Lineage: Eukaryota; Metazoa; Chordata; Actinopteri; Pomacentridae
Gene: kbtbd2
Product: kelch repeat and BTB (POZ) domain containing 2
Exons: 4
Coding region: 621-2519 (632 amino acids)
Molecular function (GO): protein binding
Source: RefSeq, a predicted model, not a curated record